This is a messenger RNA of Brassica rapa (field mustard), 1142 nucleotides long. Its product is annotated as ethylene-responsive transcription factor 15. Gene Ontology annotation, molecular function: DNA-binding transcription factor activity; DNA binding. Gene Ontology annotation, biological process: ethylene-activated signaling pathway; regulation of DNA-templated transcription. The record is from RefSeq and is a predicted model, not a curated record. Lineage: Eukaryota; Viridiplantae; Streptophyta; Magnoliopsida; Brassicales; Brassicaceae.
AAAUUUAUUAGUUUUUAAAGGCAGCCAUAUUUGUCUACACGACCUAUGAGGAUUUUAGGAAUAAAAUAUCAUCCACUUUCAAAUAUCUAAUAAAUUUAAUGUCCCUAUAUAUAACGGAUUAAGUUUUGAAUAAUUAAAGUUAUUGCCAGAACAAAAAGAGAGAACGAAAAAAAGAAUAUUCUCAAUCUACCACCAUGUAUUCCUCUUCGAGUUCUUGGAGCUCAUCACAAGAAUCAUUCUUGUGGAACGAAAGUUCGUUUUUAGAUCAAUCCUUCUUUUGCCCUACUCAUAAUUACUCUGAUGACUUCUUCUCAUUUGAGUCUCCGGAGAUGAUGAUAAAAGAAGAAACCCAAAACGACGACGUUUCAAACUCCGAGGGAGAAGAAAAGAUUGGUACUAUUGAUGAAGAGAAGUCAUACAGAGGAGUGAGGAAGAGGCCAUGGGGAAAAUUUGCUGCGGAGAUAAGAGAUUCUACUAGGAACGGGAUUAGGGUUUGGCUCGGGACGUUUGAUAAAGCCGAGGAAGCAGCUCUUGCUUACGACCAAGCGGCUUACGCAACAAAAGGAUCUCUUGCGGUACUCAACUUCCCCGUGGAAGUGGUCAGAGAAUCUCUUAAGAAAAUGGAGAAUGUGAAUCUUGAAGAUGGAGGGUCUCCGGUCAUGGCCUUGAAGAGAAAACAUUCGCUUAGAAACCGGCCUAGAGGGAAAAAGCGAUCUUCUAAUUCUUCUUCUGCUUCUUCUUCUAAUUCUUGUUCUUAUUCAUCUUCUUUCUCUUCUUCGUCUUCAUCAUCAAGAAGUAACAAGCAGAGUGUUGUGAAGCAAGAAAGUGGUACACUUGUGGUUUUUGAAGAUUUAGGUGCUGAAUAUUUAGAACAACUACUUAUGAGCUCAUGCUGAUCUUGUAAAUGAUUCCAGCUAUAGCAAUCAUUAAAUUUUAAUCUUGCGGUAGUUUUGAGAUUCGUUUGUUCAUUCUGUAAUUUCUUUGGUUCUCUUAUUUUUCCUUUGUUGUAUCCAAAAGAAAUUAUUGGAAGAGAUGCGAUGAUGAUGGUGAUGUUGAACUGUAUAAAAAAAAACUCUAUUAUUGCGUUAUAUCGCUGGAAAGUGUGUGUAAUAAUUUCUUAAAUAUUUAUAUCGAUGGUGAUA